AUGAAGUAUAUGUUCUUGAUCGCCUCUUUCCUCGGCCUAGCCAUGGCCGCUGGUAACUGUCCUGACUUCCCUUCCUGCCAUUGUCCCGGGGACCUCUGCAGAAUCGGUAGUGGAACCCCCGGCGACGGCGUUUGCUGCGAAGGCAAGAAGUGCGUCCGGAAAUCCGGAAGCGAGAACUGGUACUGCAAGUAA
Messenger RNA from Penicillium arizonense, 192 nucleotides. RefSeq lists its product as uncharacterized. The transcript has 2 exons. NCBI's taxonomy places the organism in Eukaryota, Fungi, Ascomycota, Eurotiomycetes, Eurotiales, Aspergillaceae. Bases 1 to 192 code for a protein of 63 amino acids. The record is from RefSeq and is a predicted model, not a curated record.